GGUGGAAGCUCAUGCUGGCGUAGCGGCGUAUUUUUUGGUGGUUUGGCUGUGAAUACUUUAGCGUGGCGAUGGCAUGGAAUUGCCCUUUGAGCGAAGCCUUCAGUCAUUUUGAAAAUUGAAUUUUUAAAGUCAAAAUCCUCUCAGAUAUUUCAUCCUGCGGGCUUAAUGUUACUCGAGAAGGGAAGGGGGAAACUGUUCCCAUGGCUUGUGGGGAGUGCAGCGCUUCAGCACUCACUCAGGAUCCAGCAAGUAGGAAUAUCAGCCACUUCCAGCACAGAGAACUGACGUGCAGAUAGCAGAACCCUGCUGCAAGGUGAAUCAUGAUUCCAGUCACCGAGCUGCGCUACUUCGCUGAUACUCAGCCGGCCUAUCGCAUCCUGAAGCCGUGGUGGGACGUCUUCACCGACUACAUUUCCAUAGUGAUGCUGAUGAUCGCCGUGUUCGGAGGGACGCUCCAGGUCACCCAGGACAAAAUGAUUUGUUUGCCCUGUAAAUGGGUUACCAAAGACUCGUGCAAUGACUCUGUCAGGGGAUGGACAGUGGCAGCCCCGGAGCGUACCUACUACAACACUAGUCUUGUUGCCUCUGCUGAUUCGGGGCCUACCGGGAUCCGAUACGAUCUGGACCGGCACCAGUACAACUACGUGGAUGCGGUGUGUUACGAGAACCGUCUUCACUGGUUUGCCAAGUAUUUUCCUUAUCUAGUGCUGCUACAUACCCUCAUCUUUCUGGCUUGUAGCAACUUCUGGUUCAAGUUCCCAAGGACCAGCUCCAAGCUGGAGCAUUUUGUGUCUAUUUUGCUUAAAUGUUUUGACUCUCCAUGGACAACGAGAGCAUUGUCUGAGACGGUGGUGGAAGAGAGUGAUACCAAACCAGCAUUUGGAAAAAUGAAUGGCUCCAUGGACAAGAAAUCCUCCACAGUCAGUGAGGAUGUGGAAGCCACUGUUCCCAUGCUGCAGAGAACAAAGUCUCGAAUUGAGCAAGGGAUUGUGGACAGGUCUGAGACUGGUGUCUUGGACAAAAAGGAAGGUGAGCAAGCCAAAGCACUCUUUGAAAAAGUGAAAAAGUUCCGUACUCAUGUGGAAGAGGGAGACAUAGUUUAUCGCCUGUACAUGAGACAGACCAUAAUCAAAGUAAUCAAGUUCAUUCUGAUAAUUUGCUAUACUGUGUACUAUGUCAACAACAUAACAUUUGAUGUAGACUGCAAAGUGGACAUUGAGAGCUUGACUGGCUACAGGAUGUACCGCUGUGCUCAUCCUUUGGCCACUCUCUUCAAAAUCUUGGCUUCUUUCUACAUCAGUCUGGUGAUUUUCUAUGGUUUGAUCUGCAUGUACACACUGUGGUGGAUGUUGAGGCGGUCGCUCAAGAAAUACUCCUUUGAGUCCAUCCGGGAGGAGAGCAGUUACAGUGACAUUCCUGAUGUGAAAAAUGACUUUGCCUUCAUGCUCCAUCUGAUCGAUCAGUACGACCCCCUCUACUCCAAGCGCUUUGCUGUCUUUCUGUCAGAGGUGAGUGAGAACAAAUUGCGGCAGCUGAACCUCAACAAUGAGUGGACUUUGGAGAAACUACGCCAGAGGAUCACCAAAAACUCUCAGGAUAAGCUGGAAUUGCAUCUUUUCAUGUUGAGUGGCAUUCCUGACACAGUCUUUGACCUCAUUGAGUUGGAGGUCUUGAAGCUGGAGCUUAUCCCUGAUGUCACUAUUCCCCCCAGCAUUGCUCAGCUCACCAGCCUUAAGGAACUGUGGCUCUACCACACAGCUGCCAAAAUUGAGGCCCCAGCCCUUGCCUUCUUGAGGGAGAAUUUGAAAUCUCUCCACAUCAAGUUCACAGACAUUAAGGAGAUUCCUCUUUGGAUUUAUAGCCUGAAGACACUAGAGGAGCUUCACCUGACAGGGAAUUUGAGCGCUGAAAACAACCGGUACAUCGUGAUAGAUGGACUGAGGGAGCUGAAGAGGCUGAAGGUGUUGAGAAUGAAGAGUAACCUCACCAAACUGCCGCAGGUGGUGACAGAUGUUGGUGUCCAUCUUCAGAAGCUUUCCAUCAACAAUGAGGGCACCAAGCUCAUUGUCCUCAACAGCCUUAAGAAGAUGGUCAACCUGACAGAGCUCGAGCUGAUCCGGUGUGACUUGGAACGCAUUCCUCACUCUAUCUUUAGCCUCCACAAUCUGCAGGAAAUAGACCUGAAGGACAACAACCUAAAGACUAUUGAGGAAAUCAUCAGCUUCCAGCACUUGCAUCGUCUCACUUGCCUUAAGUUGUGGUACAACCACAUUGCCUACAUCCCCAUGCAGAUAGGCAACCUGACCAACUUAGAACGCCUUUACCUGAACCGUAACAAGAUAGAAAAGAUCCCUACCCAGCUCUUCUAUUGCCGAAAACUUCGGUACUUGGAUCUCAGCCACAACAACUUAACUUUCAUACCACCAGAUGUUGGACUUCUUCAAAACCUGCAGAAUCUGGCUGUGACAGCCAACAGGAUUGAGAGUCUCCCCCCAGAGCUGUUCCAGUGCAGGAAGCUGAGAACCUUGAACCUGGGGAACAACGUGCUGCAGUCCCUGCCCUCCCGGGUGGGAGAGCUGACCAACCUGUCGCAGAUAGAGCUGCGCGGGAACCGCCUGGAGUGCUUGCCCGUGGAGCUGGGAGAGUGCCCGCUGCUGAAACGCAGUGGGCUCGUGGUGGAGGAGGACCUGUUCAACACCCUGCCCCUGGAAGUCAAAGAGCGCCUGUGGAGGGCAGACAAAGAGCAAGCGUGAACCCCUGAGAAAAGGGGAAAGCCUCUGAUCAACUAGAAGGAAGCAAAAGGCCACUUCAGUCCCCUUUCACCCAGAUGCUCCCCUUUCUCCACUCCAAUCACUAUCAAACUGGCCAAGGAGUACUUGACAAACAUGACUCUGAAUGAGUCAGCUUCUUGCCUCAGAUGCAGAAUGGGGGAGGCUUGGGAUCAGGAUGAGGAUCAAGACAGAUUAAUGGCCUCUGAGCAGGGCCCAGAGGGAAUUAGAGGUGUUGCUGUUCUUCUGGACAGGAAUUGGGGUGAGAUGGAUGGUGCUGGUGAGAAGAAAUGACCUUUGAACGGAGGAGAAAAUGAAUGUGGGGAUUGCUGCAUUGCUCCUAAUAGGGCUUACAUGUGUCAGGGACUGAGGGAGUUCAGUGUCCUGCAAGCAAAGAUCAAGAGACAAGGAAACCUCUUGAACCUCCAUCUCUGUGACAGCUGAUACUGCUCCCCAGAUUCAGUCAGUGAGCCCCCAGACUGGGGUGGGAUAGGACACAGACAGCUGAUUUUAUCUAGAUGCUGGCAUUAGGAUUUGGGAGAUAAACAUCUCACAGCUGCUUGAAGGCAGAAUUUUUUUUUUUUUACUAAUUUUCUUUCCCCUUUGCACACUCCCCACCUUCUCCUCUGCCCCUGGAGAAGGAACCAAACCUUUAAGAUUGCACUACUGUAAUGGUUUCAAGUCACUUGUUCAGGUGAGUAGAUCACAGCAUCCUUCUCCAGCUGAUGUCCUGGAGGCACUAACUGACACAGUUCCAGAGCUUUAGCCUGUUCUGAAAUGGAUGGUUAUAGUGCAGGUGGGAGGUCUGGAUGAAAAGCAGUUGGACUGUCUAAUCUACUCUCUCAGAAGCAUUGAGUUGCUUCUGGCUUUUAGUUCCAAGUUACUUUUUAAUUGCUGAUGUUUUGUUGCAUAUCAAGUAGAAUUGUACAACUGGCCAGUGUGUCAGGGGCUCUCAUGGGGUUGGAGAGGAAAUUUGGGUUUCCUCUGCACCUCUUGUCCCCCAUUCUGCCUUCUCCCUAAAUUAAGUUGUUCAGUGCUCUGCCAGUAUUUUUCAUGGAUGCAGUCUGGAGAGCUGCUUGAUUGUUCUCUUCUGUUGUUCCCCUCACUUUAACAGCUGUCAGUUCCUGUUACACCUCUUGACCUAAAUAAGAGGCUGAUGCUGAUUGAACCUGGUGCUGGAAAAGAAAUCUUGUCCUCUUGUUUGUUCCUUCCCUUUUCAUUCCCUCAGUGUUAAGGAGGAGAAUGAGAAUCCUCUGUGGACUGAGCUCUUCUGACUUCCUGAAACAAAGCAGCCUUUACUGAAACAAGUCUGACCUGUUUGGUGGUAUUUGUCAAAAAACCCCUCAACCUUCUGGGCUGGCAGAGGUAGAUAAUGUGUAACAGUUACUGAUUAUCAUGUCCUUAAGGUGGGGUGGUUAAGAUGCCUCUGGGACACAAAGGUCUUCAUUUUUCCAUCAGAAGGAAGAGGAGGUGCCUGGACCUACAGGUCCUGGUUGUAAUAUUCUGCAUCAGACCAACAGGUCAGCUCCAAGGUGCAGUGCUGCAAGCUGGGGCAUGAGAAGUUUGGAGGCCUCCCAUGUGUACAAAGGGGAAACUACAUCUGCUCCAGUGAUUCCUGACAAUCUGCCAGCAAGUGCCCUGGCUUAUCACCUGGCUUGUGGUGAUCCCAUGGAUGUUGGGGCAAUAAGGCCCAGUGUGGCUCUCUUCAUCAGAUGUAAGAUAUGAAAUAUAUAUAUACUAAAUAUGCUGAAACCAUGAACAAUGUUAACUGGACUCUGGAUUUAUUGAUGUUCAGAUGCUUAAAUAAAGCUACAUUAAAAUCAGGA
This is a messenger RNA of Passer domesticus (house sparrow), 4594 nucleotides long. It is a transcript of the gene LRRC8A, whose product is annotated as leucine rich repeat containing 8 VRAC subunit A. Lineage: Eukaryota; Metazoa; Chordata; Aves; Passeriformes; Passeridae. Gene Ontology annotation, molecular function: protein binding. The record is from RefSeq and is a predicted model, not a curated record. The coding region runs from base 321 to 2753 and encodes 810 amino acids. The transcript has 4 exons.